GCUCCCGCCCGUCACCAUGUCCGCCCAGGCGCAGAUGCGGGCCCUGCUGGACCAGCUCAUGGGCACGGCCCGGGAUGGUUCAGUGUAUCUUUGCCUGCCUACAUCAAUCUGCAAGGGAGUUGCAGAAAAGCCUCAUGUUCAUCGAGCCGUGAGUCACAACCAAUUUCUAAGCUGUUAUAACAAAAAAGUGUUUGCUUUUUUUCACACGUAUCUUUAAAAGUGUAGUUUAGAAAGAGAGCAUUUUCAAUAAAAAGACACUACAUUAAUCCUGGAUGCUUGCAAAUCCUAAAAUAUAUUCUCCUCCUUUAGUAUUACACAGCUCUGUGUCCUAUACACAGAUUAGCUUUUAAAUUUGUCACAUUCCACUUUGCCUUUACUUUUAUGUAUCAUUCCCCUGACUUCCUUACUGCAGGUUGGGCAAGAAAACUUUUCCUUUAAAACUUUUCAACUGCGGGCAUAAAAUUCUGCAGCUGAGGUCUUGAAGAAUGCAGAUGGGAGAUGAAACCAGACAGAGGGUGAAGUUUACAGAUGACCGAGUCUGCAAGAGUCACCUUCUGGACUGCUGCCCUCAUGACAUCCUGGCUGGGACGCGCAUGGAUUUAGGAGAAUGUACCAAAAUCCACGACUUGGCCCUCCGAGCAGAUUAUGAAAUCGCAAGUAAAGAAAGGGACCUGUUUUUUGAAUUGGAUGCGAUGGAUCACUUGGAGUCCUUUAUCGCUGAGUGUGAUCGGAGAACUGAACUUGCCAAGAAGCGGCUGGCAGAGACACAGGAGGAGAUCAGUGCAGAGGUUUCUGCGAAGGCAGAAAAAGUACAUGAGUUGAAUGAAGAAAUAGGAAAACUUCUUGCUAAAGCUGAGCAGCUGGGAGCAGAAGGAAAUGUGGAUGAAUCCCAGAAAAUUCUUAUGGAAGUGGAGAAAGUCCGUGCAAAGAAAAAAGAAGCUGAGGAAGAAUACAGAAAUUCUAUGCCUGCAUCCAGUUUUCAGCAGCAGAAAUUGCGUGUCUGUGAAGUCUGCUCAGCCUACCUUGGUCUCCAUGACAAUGACCGUCGACUUGCAGACCACUUUGGGGGCAAAUUACACUUGGGGUUCAUUCAGAUCCGAGAGAAGCUUGAUCAGUUGAGGAAAACUGUGGCUGAAAAACAGGAGAAGAGAAACCAGGAUCGCUUGAGGAGGAGAGAAGAGAGGGAGCGUGAGGAGCGGCUGAGCAGGAGUUUUAGGUCUGGAUCAAGAACCGGAGAUCGAAGGAGGUCGCGUUCCCGGGACCGGCGUCGGAGGCGGUCAAGAUCUCUCUCCCGAGAACGGCGAAAGCCGUCCCGGUCCCGGUCCCGAGACAGACACCGGCGUCACCGCAGCCGUUCCCGGAGCCACAGCCGGGGCCACCGCCGGAAUUCCAGGGACCGGAGUGCGAAAUACAAGUUCUCCAGAGAGCGGGCAUCGAGGGAGGAGUCCUGGGAGCGAGGUCGGAGUGAGCGUGGGGCCACUGACUGGAGGCUUGAAGGCUCCAGUGGGAAGACGUCGGAGGAGAAGGAGGCUGGAGAGGUCUGAGCCCAUGCCUGGCGCUGUGAAUGGUCUGAUGAGUGUGUGACAGCCUGAGGUUACCCUUUAUAUUUGCCGAAUACAGCACAUCUUUUGUAGUUUAAAGUUUCUAUUGUUUUGGAGCUAGCUGUGAGUUUCUAGAGAUGUACAGAAUUACUCCUGUGUUCCGGGGUUAUGUUGAGUAGGAAUAAAUAAAUCUGACUGACUGCCUCCUGACUGCUGCAA
Molecule: messenger RNA, 1760 nt
Organism: Pipistrellus kuhlii (Kuhl's pipistrelle)
Lineage: Eukaryota; Metazoa; Chordata; Mammalia; Chiroptera; Vespertilionidae
Gene: LUC7L
Product: LUC7 like
Exons: 11
Coding region: 486-1544 (352 amino acids)
Biological process (GO): mRNA splice site recognition
Cellular component (GO): U1 snRNP; U2-type prespliceosome
Molecular function (GO): mRNA binding
Source: RefSeq, a predicted model, not a curated record